Messenger RNA from Ilyonectria robusta, 1434 nucleotides. RefSeq lists its product as uncharacterized. The coding region runs from base 76 to 1434 and encodes 452 amino acids. The record is from RefSeq and is a predicted model, not a curated record. Lineage: Eukaryota; Fungi; Ascomycota; Sordariomycetes; Hypocreales; Nectriaceae. The transcript has 3 exons.
ACCGACAUUAAGAGAGGGUAUCUAGAAGAACAACACAAGAUUUUGAUUUGAUGAAGUUAUUGCUGCCUGUUGGAGAUGCGGGCCAUAUACUGCAUGAUUAAUUGUCCGCAGAUUGCUAAUCUUUCAUCAGACUUGACACAUACCGCAGUAGCCAGGAAAAAAGACCCAAAAAAUACAAGAGCAUCACAAACUCAGCUCUUGGGACCACUCGACAUCGCCAUGGCUGUCACGUUGAACAUCGUCGACCACCCAGCCCAGCCCUGGAGGUAUCUCGAAGUCACAACUCCCGAGGCCCUCCUUGAAGCGAUCAGCCCUAGAAACUGUCACGAUCGCCACCUCAUCCAAAGCUCAAUUCCCGGGCUCGAUUUCGAAGCAAGCUGCACAACGCCGUCGAGGAACGGCUUCGUCUGGGCUGCCUACCACGCGUACAGCGGCCAUCACCAUCUGACAAUCCGCCCUGAGGACAUCUGGUUCUCAAUUGUCACACAGCUAAGCUUCUACAUCAACGCCAAUGCCGAGAAGCUGCGUUCUUUCUUUGUCGAGCACGAGGGACAAAGGAAGCUCGAGGUCAAAUCGGGCGGGUCUCUGCACACUGCCGACUUUGGAUUCCUUGCUGAAUGUAUGGCGCACUUGAUCGCCCAGAACGUCAAGGAUGCCGAAUUGCGGGCUUGUGUCAUGCCUUCGUUCUCAACAACUACCGACACGGAUCGCGUCGUCGCCUCGGUGCUCUUCAUGGGCGCGGUGCAAAAGUACUUUACGUACCAGAUGACCUUGGAGUGCGGUAUCCCAUCUGUGACGCUGCUUGGAGAGGUCGCCGAUUAUGAGGAUAUUCUGGCACGCUUGGACAAACUGGAGCAAUUGGGCGAUGAAUCAACCUACUUUGCCAAGAUGCUGAGGCCUAUCCUGCGCCACAUGAUUCUUUCAUUCAGGGAGCCUACCAACCCAGAGGUCAUCAGUUUUUGGAACAGAAUUGCCACCAGGGACGAGAGAAUGAGCGGCCAAGACUACCUGUCUGGAUGGAUCACUGCGUUUUGCUACUGGAGCGCUGAAGGACAAGCUCAGUACCCUAAAUUUGGCCACUAUCUCGAAGGUUGUGUCCUUGAUGGUGUUGUUUAUGCCAAAGUUGACACUGAGGAUGUGCCUAGCGGCUUCGCUACGGUGCCUGUCACGGUUGACGACAACGGCACGAUGCAUGAGUGCAACAUGCUCGCGGGGUUCUUCGGCAUACAAGGUCUUCCUCAAGAUGUACCGGGCGAGGCUUUAGGCCAAAAGUCCACUGAGCACAGCCAAACAGCUCUGACACGGAUCAGGCCUCUGACAGGAUGGAUAAUGUACGAGAAUAAACCUAGCUCUUCAAACGCGUUACCGAGUCAGACGUGGCGUUCUCUUUAUUCUACCCUAGCCUUUUGGAGAAAACAUAAUAAUAAUAUUUGA